AUGGAUAACACAGAUUUAAAAAAUUUAAUUGCUGAUUUAGUACUUAAUCAAAAUUUUCUUGAUUAUUAUGAUUUAAAAGCAUAUCUCCAAAAAUAUGAUAACAAUAUAACGGGUGAUGAUAUGGAAUAUUAUUAUCCAUAUUAUAAAAAUGAAAUUUUGAAAUAUCAUAAUAAAAUAAUUUCUGAAAUUAAAGACAAAAUUAAAAAUAAUGAAUAUUCAAAGGGAAAAACUAAAUCACAACUUAAACAGUUGAAAGAUUUCAAAAAUAAAGUAUUAACAGAAGAAGAUAUUGAUGAAUUAUAUAAAUUAUAUAAUCCUGAGCCCAAAAACCAAAGAGGAAAACAAAAACAAAAGGAACAAAACACCCAGGUCCUUCAGACCAUAAAUGAUGCACAAGCUUUAAUUUAUGAUUCAUUAGUUAAACCAUAUUCAGCCCGACUUUUAAAUGAAGAUCAACUUUUGGAAUUCAUCCUUCAACAUAAACUCGAAGCGGGAAAGUAUAUCAAACCUUUAUAUACAGCAUAUUUAAAACAAAUGAAUAGAAUACAUCCAGAAUUAAUGAAGGAAGGAAUGAAAUCCAAAAUCAAAGCAGAUAAAAUUAAACCACUUGCAACACCAAAACCUCCAACGACAGUACCUCCUCCUCCUUCAGUUAAUCCUUCAUCAUUCACUUUAUUAUAUCCAUUUCAAACAUUAAAGAAGCAAAAAGAUUUUAAAAAGGAUUUCAAGAUAUUAAAUAAACCAAUUGACCCGAAAAUUCAACCGUUAAAGGAAAAAUUUAGUCGACCUUCAUUUGCUCCAUAUCCAUAUUCAUACGAAAUCGAUCAUCUGGAAUAUUCAAAAGGAAAAGUUACUUAUUUAUUUGCCAUUAA
Messenger RNA from Trichomonas vaginalis G3, 872 nucleotides. RefSeq lists its product as uncharacterized. The transcript has a single exon. The record is from RefSeq and is a predicted model, not a curated record. The annotation marks the transcript as partial. NCBI's taxonomy places the organism in Eukaryota, Parabasalia, Trichomonadida, Trichomonadidae.